AUGGCCAGUCGGCGCGACUUCCUCAGCCAACCGGCGCCCGAGAACUACAUUGCUGGCAUCGGCCGUGGCGCGACAGGCUUCACGACACGAUCCGAUCUGGGCCCGGCACGCGAGGGACCCAGCGAGGACCAGAUCAAGGAGGCCGUGGCCAAGCGUGCGGCGCAGCUCGGCAUCGGCGGCGACGGCAAAAAGGGCGACGACAAGGACGACGACAAGGGCGGCGACGACGACCGGUUCAAGGACCCCGACAACGAGGUCGGCCUCUUCGCCGGCGGGCUCUACGACAAGGACGACGAGGAGGCCGACAGGAUAUGGCAGGAGGUCGACGACAGAUGGGCAGGCGGCGGCAGAAGCAGCGGGGGCGCGCGAGCUGUCCAAGAAGAGUACGAGCGCAACAACCCGAAAUCUCCAGCAGUUGCGACCGGACCUCGGCGCGGCCCUGGGCCUAUCACGGACGACGAGGACGAACCCAACAGCCCCGGAGGCUGGAUCGCCGGCGCGCGCCUCGAGGAGCUCGCCGGCAAGACGGUGGCCGCCCGCAACGUCAUCGCCCGCGGCUGCGAAAAGUGCCCCAAGAACGUCGACGUCUGGCUGGAGAACAUCAGGCUCAACGAUGUCCGCAACGCCAAGAUCAUCGCCGCCGAGGCCAUCAAGAAGAACGACAAGUCGGUGCUCUUGUGGGUCGAGGCCAUGCGGUUGGAGAACGAACCGCGGGCCAAGAAGAGGGUCAUCCGGCUGGCGCUGGACCACAUUCCCGACUCGGAGGCGCUGUGGAAGGAGGCUGUCAAUCUCGAGGAGGACCAGACGGACGCUCGCCUGUUGCUGGCCAAGGCGACCGAGAUUAUCCCUCUGUCGGUCGACCUCUGGCUGGCGCUGGCGCGGCUGGAGACGCCCGAAAAUGCGCAAAAGGUGCUGAACAAGGCGAGAAGGGCGGUGCCGACGUCGUUCGAGAUCUGGAUCGCCGCUGCCAGGUUGCAGGAGCAGCUGGGGGCCAGCGUCAACGUCAUGAAGCGCGCUGUCAACGUCUUGGUCAAGGAGUCAGCCAUGCCGAAACGCGAGGAAUGGAUCGCCGAGGCCGAAAAGUGCGAGGAGGAGGGCGCCGUCGCCACGUGCGGCGACAUCAUCAAGGAGACUCUCGGCUGGGGGCUCGACGAGGACGACGAUCGAAAAGACACGUGGAUGGACGAUGCCAGGGGGAGCAUCAACCGCGGCAUGUACGAAACGGCACGGGCCAUCUACUCGUACGCGCUCCGCGUCUUCGUCAACAGCAGGACGCUGUGGAUGGCGGCGGCCGACCUCGAGAGGAACCACGGCACCAGGGCGUCGCUGUGCCAGGUGCUCGACAAGGCCGUCGACGCGUGCCCCAAGAGCGAGAGCGUCGUGUUCGAGCGCGUGCUCGGCCACACGGACGCCGCGCUGGACCUCGUCCAGCAGGCGCUGCAGUACUUCCCCGCGGCGGCCAAGCUCUGGAUGCUCAAGGGCCAGAUCUACGAGGACCUCGACAAGCUCGGCCAGGCGCGCGAGGCGUACAGCACGGGCGUCAAGGCCGUGCCGGCGUCGGUGCCGCUCUGGCUCCUGUACGCGCGGCUCGAGGAGCGCGCCGGCCUCGUGGUCAAGGCGCGCUCCGUGCUGGACCGCGCGCGCCUCGCCGUGCCCCGGUCGCCGGCGCUCUGGUGCGAGUCGGUGCGCGUCGAGCGCCGCGCCGGCAACGUCAACCAGGCCAAGUCGCUCAUGGCCAAGGCGCUGCAGGAGGUGCCCAAGAGCGGCCUGCUGUGGAGCGAGCAGAUCUGGCACCUCGAGCCGCGCACGCAGCGCAAGCCGCGCAGCCUCGAGGCCAUCAAAAAGGUCGACAACGACCCCAUCCUCUUCGUCGCCGUGGCGCGCCUGUUCUGGGGCGAGCGCAAGCUGGAGAAGGCGCAGAACUGGUUCGAGAAGGCGCUGGUGCUGGACAGCAACAACGGCGACACGUGGGCUUGGUACUACAAGUUCCUCCUCCAGCAUGGCACAGACGAGAAACGGGGCGAGGUCAUCACCAAGUGUGUGCUCGUCGAGCCGAGACACGGCGAAUACUGGCAGGCGAUUGCGAAGCGCCCAGCCAACGCGAGAAAGGGAACCGAGGAGAUCCUCAACCUGGUGGCCAACAGUCUAGAAAGGUAAAGACGGGACGUCAAACAUGUAUAAGACAGGGAAGCAGUGUACUAUUGGAAUUGCAGCGGAUACAUGAUUAUAUUCAACACUUCACAGACAGCCCGAGGGCAGGGUCAAUGGAUCAUUUCCAGGGUUGGAUGGGAUUGGUGGUGGUCAUCAAUUACUAUGUCAUGUCGCCGCGCCCUUCCAUGUUGUGUGAACAGAAGUGAGCAAAAAGGGGAAAAAAAAAUCAGAAG
Verticillium dahliae VdLs.17 is the source of this 2384-nucleotide messenger RNA. RefSeq names its product pre-mRNA-splicing factor prp1. Gene Ontology annotation, biological process: spliceosomal tri-snRNP complex assembly; mRNA splicing, via spliceosome. The transcript is spliced from 4 exons. Bases 1 to 2157 code for a protein of 718 amino acids. The record is from RefSeq and is a predicted model, not a curated record. Gene Ontology annotation, cellular component: U4/U6 x U5 tri-snRNP complex; catalytic step 2 spliceosome. Gene Ontology annotation, molecular function: protein binding. NCBI's taxonomy places the organism in Eukaryota, Fungi, Ascomycota, Sordariomycetes, Glomerellales, Plectosphaerellaceae.